This is a messenger RNA of Notolabrus celidotus (New Zealand spotty), 2638 nucleotides long. RefSeq names its product protein regulator of cytokinesis 1b (gene prc1b). The transcript has 16 exons. Gene Ontology annotation, molecular function: microtubule binding. Lineage: Eukaryota; Metazoa; Chordata; Actinopteri; Labriformes; Labridae. The record is from RefSeq and is a predicted model, not a curated record. Gene Ontology annotation, cellular component: mitotic spindle midzone; cytoplasm; spindle. Gene Ontology annotation, biological process: mitotic spindle midzone assembly; microtubule cytoskeleton organization. The coding region runs from base 138 to 2069 and encodes 643 amino acids.
UGAGGGACGCGUGUUUUGAACUGCGUGUUAGCAACGGACAGAACAGACAGGCGAGGGGACCCGAGGCUCGUCUUUAUGACAAGUUUGUGUUGUUUUUGAUCAGUUUGAGAAGUCUGAAGCAAAGUUUGGAUUUAAAAAUGAGGAGGAGCGAGGUGCUCGCAGCAGAGUCUGUGGCUUGCCUGAAUAAAGCCCUGAUCCACCUGAAGGACAUCUGGGAGGAGAUCGGGAUCCCAGAGGACCAGAGACUACAGAGGACUAAUACUGUCAAGAGCCACAUCAAGAACUUACUGGAGAUGAUGAUCAAAGAGGAGGAGUCUCUGAGAACGAGGCUGAUGAGCAGCAUUGACACCUGCCGGAGAGAGAUGGAGAAAGUCUGCAUGGAGCUUCAGCUGCCGCUGUUUGAGGAGGAGAGUGGCAUCAGCAUGCUCCAGCAGGAGAAGAACAUCCGCACACAGGUGGAGGCUCUGCUGAAGGAGAAGAGUCAGCGGAUGCAGCAGCUGAAGGUUCUCCUGGACCAGGACCAGGACCUGUGUGACAUCCUGUGCUCCAUGUCUUUCGGCAUCGCGCCCGACUCUGUUCCCUCGCUGGAGCAGCUGGAGAACUUCCGUCAGCACAUCGCUAACCAGACUGAAGAGAAGGUGAGGAGGUAUGCUGAGUUCACAGACAUCAAAAAGCAGAUUAUCCUGCACAUGGAGGAGCUGGACCACAUCCCCGAGACCAGCUUUGAGAAGGACAUCGUCUGUGAGGAUGAGGACUCGUUUUGCCUCUCCAGAGACAACAUCACGUCCCUCAAACUGCUUCUCUGUCAGCUGGAGGAACGUAAAGCAGAGAACGAGGCGAGGUGUGAGAGUCACAGGGAGAAGAUCCAGAAGCUGUGGGACAGACUGCAGGUCCCGCAGGAGGAGAGGGAGGCCUUCAACGAUCACAUGGUCUCAUCCAGGAAGAGGAACCUAGAAGCAUUGCGAGCAGAAGUUCAGCGUCUGGAGGAGCUCAAGCUGCUGAACAUCCAAAAUGUUACGGACGCCAUCCGCUCUGAGAUGGCCGUGCUCUGGCAGAAGUGCUUCCUCAGCAUCGAUCAGAGGCAGGACUUUUCACCAUAUUUCAGCGAGGAUUUCACUGAGGAGCUGUUGACUCUGCACGACGCUGAGAUCCUGCGACUGAAGCAGCACUACGAGGAUCACAAAGAGCUCUUUGACGGGGUUCACCAGUGGGAGGACAGCUGGAGACUCUUCCAGGAGCUGGAGAAAAAAGCCACUGAUCCCUCCAGGUUCACGAACAGAGGAGGGAACCUUCUCAAAGAGGAGAAGCAGAGGUCUGAGCUGCAUAAAAGUCUGCCUAAGCUUGAGAAGAAGUUAAAAGCCCAGAUAGACGCCUGGGAGAGCGAGCAGGGUCGUGAGUUUCUGGUGAACGGGCAGAAGUUCCUGCAGUACGUGGAGGAGCAGUGGGAGCUGCACAGAAUAGAGAAAGAGACGGAGAAACAGGAAAGGCAUCUGAAGAAGAGCAAACAGAUGGAGGUGGACAUGCUGUACGGGACAACCGUACGGACACCGACCAAACGCAGGUUCCUCGGCACAACCACGCCGAACAAAACACGCAAGUUUAAUGCGACCUCCAGCAUCUCCAGUGCCACCUCUAACAGCACCAUGCGCUCUGCCAUUAGUGGAACUGUCUGUCGCUCACCUGUGCCCCGCCCACCUCUCUCCACAAACAAGACUCCAUCAGCACGAACUCCCGUCAACAAACCCCCCAACCCCCGACUGAAGGGCUGCGACAAGGAGAAUGAGCUCCGGCCGAAGGGGACCCCGCUGAGUGGUGCGUUGCUGAACUCAGCUAGUCCUCAGCCUAACUUCAGCAUAACCUCUGUUGCCAGCACAUAUUCCGAGUUUGUGAGGGACUUGGUCAACACUGAAUCGGUUCAGUCGAGCUUUAAUUACAUGCACAGUGAGAGGAGAAUCAGCCCUGCACUGCAUGUAAAGCAUGAAGCGAGACCUGUCCAAAGCCUCCAACGCCAAGAUCCAGCACGACAUCCUGAACUCCACCUCCACCAACCUCUGACCUCUCCGCUCUGAAGGUCACCGCAGCAGAAUCAUCGUCGUCCUUUUUAAGUUCUGAUUCCCUCCCAAGGGGAUGUCUACUUUCCCCUGCGCCCUGCUUUUAAAUGUAAAUGAAGGUAAUAAUAUAUUAAGUGUUACUGGAGAUGAACAGAGGAGCAGCUGUGUUCAGAUGCUGAGUGUGUGUCACUAAAACGUGUGUGUAUCAUGAGUUAACCUAACACUACUUUGGCCCUCUGAAUGUGUUGAUGUGUUAAAUGUUGUGGGGAUCUUUGACUGCACGUUUAAACUAAAGGAAGUUAUGCAAUCCGGGGUGACAGGCCAAAUGUAUUAUAAGUACUUUGCACUUUUUUUAUUCAUGAGAUAUAUCACAGUGCACACUCACUGUUUCAUCCAGAUCUGUUUUUAUAUUCGUAUGUGUUGUGUAUAUAUUUCUGUAUCCACUCUUUCUCUCUGUAGGACUGUUUGACGGUCUGUUAGCUGUUCAAACAGACAUUGUGUCAAACCUGAUUUUUGCUUUAUACUCUGAAAAUAGUUCAAUCACUUGGAAAAGCUUGUCAAAAUAUAAUAAAUGCUUUCUCACUUGA